Messenger RNA from Anisakis simplex (herring worm), 1431 nucleotides. NCBI's taxonomy places the organism in Eukaryota, Metazoa, Nematoda, Chromadorea, Rhabditida, Anisakidae. The record is from the annotation of a GenBank genome assembly.
AUGGAUGAAAAAUUAACACUGAACGGCUUACCAGCAAUCACCCCUCAUUUCCGCUCAUUCGAAGUUGGUCAAUCCGGAUUUUUGACAAUGAGAACACGUUUUAUUAAUCACAUCAAUAAUCAGGUUAGGCGAUUUGCCACGCAAUUACGACUCGUUUCUGCUUGUCUACCCCCUCACAACCAAAAGCCACGUUUCCCCCUCACAACCAAAGGCCACGUUUCGUGUGAUUACCACGUUUUAUCAGAAGGCAAUUGUGGGGCAUCAGUGCGUCAACAAUCGUAUAUGGGUUGGUUGGAGGUGGGUUCGCACGUAGCAUACAAGCCAACGUCAGUUGCAGCCAAAAUUCUAGUCUUCAAGAGGAACGUAUGCGAAUUGGUUAAUCUUUUUACAGGUAUGAGAAUCCUACUCACUGGCGCCGCAGGAUUUAUUGGAAGCCAUGUAGCUUUAGAACUACUCAAGUCUGGUUAUGAGAUUGUCUGUGUAGACAACUUUUCGAACUCAGUUCAAGAUAAAGAUGGAAAUGCGAUCAGUCUCAAAAGAGUCUCACAAAUCGUUGGCAAAGACGUACCGUUCAUGUUCGCUGAUUGUUGCAAUCAACAACAAACGGAAGCCGUUUUCCAAAAGUUCAAAAUUGAUGGUGUUGUGCAUCUAGCGGGUUUGAAAGCUGUUGGUGAAUCAGUUGAAAAGCCACUGGAGUAUUAUCGCAACAAUUUAUUGGCCACUCUUCUGUGCCGUAAGUAUGGCGUGAAAAAUUUUGUAUUCUCAAGUAGUGCCACAGUAUAUGGACCACCGCAACACUUACCAAUCACAGAGAAGGACAAUGUUGGAUGUGGUAUAACGAACCCAUACGGACAAACCAAAUACAUGAUUGAGCAAAUACUUAUCGAUCUUUCGAAAGCUGAAAAGGAUUGGAAUAUCAUUUUGUUGCGAUAUUUCAACCCGGUUGGUGCGCAUUCGAGUGGUUUGAUUGGUGAAGAUCCAAAAGGUAUUCCGAACAAUCUGAUGCCAUUCGUCAGUCAAGUAGCUAUUGGCAGACUACCAUAUCUGACUGUUUACGGUGACAAGUUUCCCACUCCUGAUGGAACUGGUGUGCGAGACUACAUCCAUGUCGUAGAUUUGGCACGUGGUCAUGUUGCUGCUUUUGAUCGCAUCAAAAGAAUAGCUCACUUGGGUUGUGAAGUGUAUAACUUGGGUACAGGCAAAGGCUACUCGGUUUAUGAAAUGGUGCACGCUCUGGAAAAAGCAUCCGGAAAAAAGAUACCAACAAAAGUAGGUGUGCCAAGGCCUGGUGAUGUGGCUUGCGUAUAUUGUGAUCCGUCAUUAGCCGCUGAAAAACUUGGAUGGAAAUGCGAAUAUGGCCUGAACGAGAUGUGUGCUGAUCUAUGGAACUGGCAAACCAAAAAUCCAAACGGUUUCCUUGUUGAGUCAUAA